This is a messenger RNA of Dicentrarchus labrax (European seabass), 3621 nucleotides long. Its product is annotated as gap junction delta-4 protein. The record is from RefSeq and is a predicted model, not a curated record. The transcript has 2 exons. The coding region runs from base 237 to 1499 and encodes 420 amino acids. Lineage: Eukaryota; Metazoa; Chordata; Actinopteri; Moronidae. Gene Ontology annotation, biological process: cell communication. Gene Ontology annotation, cellular component: connexin complex.
UGGAUCUGAUUGGAUUUUACCUACCAGAACCUGGCACAUAGUUGGAGAGAGAGGGUCUGACUGCUGACGGAGCUUAGUGUCGGUCAACCUGGAGGUUAUUGUGCUACUGGAAACCACUGUGCCCCUUAAUAGAAAGGGUGGAGGAGAAGGGGCUGAAUAGGGAGAGUGGCACUGGCUUGAGGGUUUUCUUAGCCUGGAAGCUUAGAAGAGUUUGGAGGGCCUUGAGCACAGCAAGCAUGGUGGGAGCAAGUGCCUCUGAGGUCAUCUUUAUCUCUGUCAGUCACAGCAUCACUUUGAUGGGGAAGGUGUGGCUCAUUGUGAUGAUCUUCCUCCGUAUCCUGAUCCUCCUCUUUGCUGGUUAUCCCCUCUACCAGGACGAGCAGGAGAGAUUUGUGUGUAACACCAUUCAGCCCGGCUGCGCCAAUGUGUGCUAUGAUGUGUUUUCUCCCAUCUCUCUUUUUCGGUUCUGGCUGGUGCAGUUGAUCACCUCGUGUCUCCCCUACAUCAUCUUUAUUAUCUACGUGGUCCAUAAGGUCUCAAAUGGCCUCACUGUGGACCUGAACUCCUCGGGUCACGUCAAAGCAUUGCCGCUUUUCAAGAUCCACCAGGAGCCAUUCAACAAGACAUCUGUAAACAAGAUGCCUCUGGUGGCUGAGCGAGGAUUGGCCCGCUGCUUCACAGGAGCCUACAUUCUCCAUCUGAUGUUCAGGACAUUGCUGGAGGCAGGGUUUGGGGCAGCUCACUACUAUCUUUUUGGUUUCUACAUCCCCAGGAGGUUCCUGUGUCAGCAUCCACCGUGCACUACCCAGGUGGACUGCUACAUCUCCAGGCCCACUGAGAAGACCGUGAUGCUCAACUUCAUGCUUGCUGUGGCUGCUCUGUCCCUUUUCCUAAAUGUGUUGGAUUUCUUUUGCGCCAUCAAGCGCUCUGUGAUGCAGAAGAGCAAGAGGAAGAUGAUGGUGGAGAAGAUUUACGAAGAAGAACAGUGUUUCCUUUCAGCUGGAGGAGCCUCCAGAGCAACAGACCCAAUUGCUCAGCAGGAUUUAGAGGUUGAGGCUGGUCAGACAGGGAGUUUUCGGAAGAGGCGAGGCAGCAAGGGCUCUUGUGGAGGGGGAGUUCUUGCUUUAGGUCAGGAUCCUCCUCUUCCAUGCUCUCCAGGACCUCCCGGGUGCAACACAAACGGGAACAACGGCUACUAUGUUUCCCAAGAGGAGGCUCCAGAGAGGAAUGGCAGUGAUGUGGCUCUCUGCCCCCCUGAGCCGAUAGGGACACCGAGAUCCAUUCGUGUUAGCAAACGCAGUCGACUAAAACCACCACCUCCGCCCAGACGGAACCUUGGGUCAUCCCCCGGGGGGUCAGCUGGGCCCAUUGGGGACGUUUCCACAGCAACAGCAAUCUGUACCAGAAGGCUGGGUCAGUACACGCUGGUUGAGCUGGGUAGCAAUGCAGAGCUACAGACCAUUGAUGAUGGGCAAGAGAAAAGAGCAGAGUGGGUGUGACUUAGAGAGGAUUGGAUUGAUUUAUUUUCCAGGUUUUUUUGGAACACAAGAAUGGGACAAAUAGGUGUGGGAGCAAUAUGAGAAACAGACACAAAGAUACCCCAAGGCUUACACAGUGUGAACAACUGUUGGAGCUGACAUCCUGCCACGCUCUCUACCUCAUUGUACAAUGCAGACUGCACUCUCUCUUGAGGAGAAUUCAAAACGGCAGUGCGUUCACAUGAGACAUAAUUACAUUUGCUGUGAUUUUAUCACGCCAUCAGAUCACAUUACCUUUGAGGAGCGCCAGCAGAACAAUGCAAAACAAGAAAAAUUCAAGUCAAGAAUGCCAGGACACUCUAGCCUUCAGCGUCCUUGAAGAACCACAACCUCGAGAAAAUCUAAAAGAGUGCAGCCCACCUGUUUCUUUCCUUGUUGACUUUACCCCCACCUUCCCGGACACACUGUCCAUAAACAAAGACAGGCCUUGACCUGUCCAACAUAUACAUCCCCCCACCUUCCACCACAGUCACACUAUAGGAUACCAACACUGACCCCUUGUCUUUUGUGUUUGGGUCAAUGGGGUCAAAGGACAUGGGUAGCCUCUAGGCCCUGUGCUUGGGUGACCUUUUGGAAUAAGAAGGUCAGGGCGAAAAUGAAAGGCAAUAACCUGGCUAAGGUGCUGUUAUCAAGCUCAUGGAAUGGAAUAGGAUUUCUCCGUCAGAAGUGAAGGACACUAUGAAGGCCCCUAAAUCCGACAUAGGCUCACAAAGCAAUUAUGUUUCCCCAUAGGGGCUCUGUAUUUAUGGAGACGGCUUGUCACUCUAUUUCAGGGCCUCACUGAGCUUAGGAGGAAUACAAACCUUAACAUACGCUGCCACCACAAAUAGAGCACAGCGGAGCUCUGUAAAGGAGCAGUGUUGCCUGUUGCCCUUCAGGAUAUCUGCUCUCUACUUGCUGUGGCUUUGGUUUCACCUUGAUCAAAGCUCAGAUUAAUGUGAAUCAGACACCAACUACCACUGUGACACAUGUCAAUCAUAGACAGUAUCUUCAGUGGAGCUGCUGUAAUGUUCAAUUAACUUGUUCCUGAAAUGUUUCCAGUUUAUUUUCGUGAAAUCUCUGGACUACUUGAUACAUAUGAUUGUGAGGAGACUCCCACAGUAAAUCAGCAGCAUCACCGUUGCAUCUGCUGCUCUAUAGCUGAGGGGCUGGUCUCUGUGCAAAUGGAUAGCUCUUGAUCUUCCUCCUCUUGUGGUCUCUUUGAAGGUGACAACAAAAGCUCCUGGCUUCAUAUAUCACCUAUUUACUGAGUGCUGCACCCUGACUGUCAUAAGGGUGACCACAGGGGGUUUUCAUCAGAUCACAGCAGGUCUAAUGGUGUCUCACCUCCUUCAUAUAACCAGUGUUUAGUGUAAAAGCCAAAGCUGGACUGAGUUACACUCGCGGUCAUUGAAACUCUGUACUGUAUGGUUUGGAUAGAUUGUUAAACGUUCUGUUAAUGUAAAGUGGAGCUAUAAGGAAGUGGCUUCUUGAAUUAUAUAUUUUGUUCAGUGCUAUUUUUUUGUAAUAGAUACAAAUAUUGAAUAAUCAGUGUUGUAUUGGAAUUCCUUUAUAUUUCCAUUUAUUUUUGUGAUUAAAAUCCAUCAGUGCCUAAUUCCUAUUACAAGUCAUAUUAUAAUGUCAUUUUCUUGUUAUCCCCCAAUGCAAUAUCAAAUGAAUUUAUGUACAUUUUCAUACAUAAUUAUAUAUAAAGUUAGUUUCUUUAUAAAGAGGAAAUUAUUUGAUAGUUUAUUUGUUCUUAUGUUUCCGUGUUUUACUCAUUGACUCUCAAAUGUGAUUCUUUUAUGCCUGACAGUUAUGGCUGUUCAGAUCAGUGUUAUUGAAAUUAUAAAUGACUGCAACAUUGAAGAUAAUGUAACUUUUCAAAGCACUUUAUUGUAACUAUUGUUGUUUGAUCCAGUCCAUUGUGCUGCAGUCUCUUCACCAGCACUGUAGUUUGAAUUCAUGCUGCCCUCCAGUGACGCAAAAUGUGAAAUGCUGCCAUAUAUUGAAUCCAACACUUGAAAACAAAUGCCCUCUGGCCUUGUGAGGACAGAAUUUGAUAAGUGAAUAAUUUUAUUUUAAUAAAACAUUUUGGUUGUGA